Molecule: messenger RNA, 807 nt
Organism: Drosophila teissieri
Lineage: Eukaryota; Metazoa; Arthropoda; Insecta; Diptera; Drosophilidae
Gene: Osi14
Exons: 3
Coding region: 1-807 (268 amino acids)
Source: RefSeq, a predicted model, not a curated record
AUGAAAGUGUUUGCCCUCGCUUGUGUGACCCUAUUGGCGGCCAGCUGUGCCUUCGCCGCGCCCAGUGUUCAAGACAACCGGGUCGAGGGCGACAAUACCCUGGGUCGGGCCGCCCGGUAUCUGGGCGCCUGUCUGGAGAGUGACGACAUGGCCACCUGCCUGGCCGUCAAGGGCAUCACCGCCCUCAACCGCGCCGCUAGGAGCAACAACAUCGAGCUGGCCAGUGGAGUCACCUUCCAGAGAGAUCCCGCCAGUCCCGUUUCCCGCACUGGAAAAUCGAUGAGCGAGCAGGAUGUCUAUGCCGAGCUACCCCAGAAUGCCGAUGAGCGUACUGGUCGUCUAGUGGAUCUGGCCGUCUCUAGCGCCGCCGAUUUCCUGAGCACACACAACCUGGAGUUCAAGCUGCCCGCUGAGACCACCCAGCAGGUGGCUCGUGCCCUCGAUGAAGGUCGUGGCAAGAUCAAGAAGAUGCUGGGACCCGUGGCUCUGGCCAUUGGCGCAAAGCUGUUCGCCGUCAUUCCCCUGGUGCUCGGUUUCCUGGCCCUGCUGACGUUCAAGGCCGUGAUCGUGGCCAAGCUGGCCUUUUUCCUGGCCAUCUUGGUCGGCGGCUCCCGCCUGCUGAGCGGAUUUGGCAACAAGUUUGGAGGAAACUCCUUCGCCGGAGCCUACAACUCAAACGCCUGGUCCGCUCCCGCCAGCGCCGGAUGGAGCUCGGGAGCCUCCUCGUCCUAUCCCUAUGCCCGCAGCAUUAGCGAAGAUGGGUCCGAUGCCCAGCAGUUAGCCUACGCCGGCCAGCAGCAGCAGUAG